GGGAUUUGAAAGUGCUCAGGCUGCGGAGUGGAGCUCGCUUCUGUCCCCGCCGCCCGCGAGCGGAUUAAAUUUCUGCAAAUUCAAACUGAAUGGGGCUUUCUUCUGCUGCCUUCCAGAGGGCGCCUGCAGCCCGCCGCGCGCUCCUCUCCGGCGGGAGCGGCCCCGGGGAGCACCGCUGACGACCCUGCGGGCCAGAGGGCGGCGGCGCCUGGGCUUGGGGGACUCCGGCACCGGAUCGUACCCCUCUCGGACCAGCAGCCGUCCGCUCUCGCACCGGAGCGGGACACCAGACGGACCGCAGGCGCGAUCUGGGCGAUCGAUCCUCCGAGGACGAACUUCUCGGGGGCGGGUCCCCGGUCGCCCCGUCGCCAGCUAUUGUCUGCGCGCGGCGCUACACGGAGGCGCGGGGGGCGUGAGCGCGGAGACCCGGGCCGGGCGGGGCCAGGUCCAGGGCGGCGGCAGGAGGAGCCCGGGCAGCCCCGGGAGCCGAAGGAGGAGAGGCUUCAAGCGCGGGAGCCGAGCGAGCGCGAUGCCGGCUGCGGCCGGGGACGGGCUCUUGGGGGAGCCGGCGGCGCCGGGGGGCGACGGAGGCGCGGAGGACACGGCCAGGCCGGCGGCGGCCUGCGAGGGAAGUUUCUUGCCCGCCUGGGUGAGCGGCGUGUCCCGCGAGCGGCUCCGGGACUUCCAGCAUCACAAGCGCGUGGGCAACUACCUCAUCGGCAGCAGGAAGCUGGGAGAAGGCUCCUUCGCCAAGGUGCGCGAGGGGCUGCACGUGCUGACCGGAGAGAAGGUGGCCAUCAAAGUCAUCGAUAAGAAGAGAGCCAAAAAGGACACCUACGUUACCAAAAACCUGCGUCGAGAGGGGCAGAUCCAGCAGAUGAUCCGCCAUCCCAACAUCACGCAGCUCCUGGACAUCUUAGAGACAGAGAACAGCUACUACCUGGUCAUGGAGCUGUGUCCCGGCGGCAAUCUCAUGCACAAGAUCUAUGAAAAGAAGCGGCUAGAUGAGGCGGAGGCCCGCAGAUACAUCCGGCAGCUCAUCUCUGCCGUGGAACACCUGCACCGUGCCGGGGUGGUGCACAGAGACUUGAAGAUAGAGAAUUUGCUCCUAGAUGAAGACAAUAAUAUCAAGCUGAUUGACUUUGGUUUGAGCAACUGUGCAGGGAUCCUGGGUUACUCUGACCCAUUCAGCACACAGUGUGGCAGCCCUGCCUAUGCCGCCCCAGAACUGCUUGCCAGGAAGAAAUACGGCCCCAAAAUUGAUGUCUGGUCAAUAGGUGUGAACAUGUAUGCCAUGUUGACCGGGACCCUGCCUUUCACCGUGGAGCCUUUCAGCCUGAGGGCUCUGUACCAGAAGAUGGUGGACAAAGAAAUGAAUCCCCUCCCGACCCAGCUCUCCACAGGGGCCAUCAACUUUCUGCGCUCUCUCCUGGAACCAGACCCAGUGAAGAGGCCCAAUAUCCAGCAAGCGCUGGCAAAUCGCUGGCUAAAUGAGAAUUACACUGGGAAAGUGCCCUGCAACGUCACCUACCCUAACAGGAUUUCUCUGGAAGACCUGAGCCCCAGCGUGGUGCUGCACAUGACUGAAAAGCUGGGCUACAAGAACAGUGACGUCAUCAACACGGUGCUCUCCAACCGAGCCUGCCACAUCCUGGCCAUCUACUUCCUGUUGAACAAGAAACUUGAGCGUUAUCUGUCAGGGAAAUCGGACAUCCAAGACAGCAUCUGCUACAAGACCCAGCUCUACCAGAUAGAGAAGUGCAGAGCUACCAAGGAACCCUAUGAGGCCUCCCUGGAUACCUGGACAAAGGACUUUGAACUCCAUGCUGUGCAGGAUAAAAAGCCCAAAGAACAAGAUAAAAGAGCUGAUUUUCUUCAUCGUCCAUUUUCCAAGAAGCUGGACAAGAGCCUGCCUUCUCACAAACAGCCGUCGCCUUCACUGAUCACACAAAUCCAGAAUACCAAAGCCCUGCUCAAAGACCGGAAGGCCUCCAAGUCAGGCUUCGGCGACAAAGACUCCUUCGGCUGCCGAAAUCUUUUCCGAAAGACCUCUGAUUCCAAUUGUGUGGCCUCCUCUUCCAUGGAAUUCAUCCCUGUCCCACCUCCCAGGACACCAAGGAUUGUAAAGAAACAAGAGCCACACCAGCCAGGGCCGGGAAGUGCCAGCAUGCUCCCCAAGGAAGAGCCCCUGCUGCUGGACAUGGUUCGCUCCUUUGAGUCAGUGGACCGAGAGGACCACAUAGAACUGCUGUCCUCUUCCCACCAUUAUAGGAUCCUGAGCUCCCCUGUGAGCUUGGCGCGUAGGAAUUCUGGUGAGAGGACACUCUCCCCAGGGCUGCUGUCCGGAAGCACGUCACCUCUCCAAACGCCUCUGCAUUCCACACUGGUCUCUUUCACUCACGAAGAAAAGAACAGCCCCCCGAAAGAGGAGGGUGUGUGUUCACCACCUCCGGUCCCCAGCAAUGGCCUCAUGCAGCCUCUGGGGAGCCCCAACUGUGUGAAAAGCAGGGGAAGGUUCCCCAUGAUGGGCAUUGGACAGAUGCUCAGGAAGCGGCACCAGAGCCUGCAGCCUUCCUCAGAGAGGUCCCUGGAGGUCAGUAUGUCCCCUCUGCAGCCCACAGCCCCCUCCAGCCUCUCCUUCGACAUGGCCGAUGGUGUCAAGGGCCAGUGUUAACCUAGGAUGGCGAGAUUCUGGGUCUCUGUGAGGAAGGCUGUGGAAUGGGGUUCCACACAUGCUUCAGGGCACGAGUGAACAAGCCUAUGGGAGCAUCUUUUAUUCUUUUAUUCCUGCUACACGAUGUCCCACGCUCAUAUCAGCUAAAAUCCACAGACUCUAAGUCCACACACUCACCCAGGGACCCUGGGAGAUGCUGAGGUUCCGGGACCUGAGGUGGGUGUUGGUUGGGGGGUGGGUGGGUGUGGGAAUCACACAUUCCAGCCUGAGAUCCUCUUCGCUAUCACCAAUCACUGAGCCCUCUCCAGUAUCCCCCGUGGGCUCAGAACUAAAAACCACACCUCCAUCUGCUGGGCCGCUCCGAUCUCCAGACUGGUACCAGGCCUCCCCUCCCUCUGCUGUGUGUGCCUCUCACAGACUGCUGUGUUCAGUGGUCAGCUACAGUCUCACGGGGACCACACCAUUCGCUGUAAGAACGUUCACCCAACCUAGGGAUCCUUCCAGCGAAGGAAGCAACCCCUCUUCUCCUAACAGAGAGUCCCUGUAGGAGAGCAGGAGAGUAGAGUGGUGAGUCAAAGCGCUGGACCCGGAGGGAGAUGGGAUGGCACCUCAGACAGAGGUGGAACCCAACAGUGAAAGGUGAAGACUCCUGUGUAACACUUGGACAGAUUUUUCUUUUCUCUCUCCCCCCCCCCUUUUUUUUUUUUUUGUUGAAAUUUACUGAGGAUUGAAUGAACUUGUCCAAAGAGAUCUUUCUCUAUAUGAAGUAAUUUUUUUUUAAGACAAGGGAGGGUCUCAUUAAGUGGCCCAGGCUGACUUCAAACUCAUGAUCCUCCUGCCUCAGUCUCCAAAGUGCUGGCAUUACAAGUACAUAUCCCUGUGUCUGACUCAAAAUAGCAUUUUAAAAAACAAACAAACAAACAAAACAACUAAAUGGCCAGAUGGAAAGUAGUUUUACCAAAUUUAUGUGGUUUUUUUUGUUUUUUUGUUUUUUUUUUUUCUGAGAGGCUGCAGCUCAGACCGCCGAAAGGCUGGCUUGAGUGGUAAUGGGAGGGACAUUGGACCAUAGUGGCCUGCUUGCCUGAGGGAUGGCAGCUUAGCCAUUCUGUGUUUGUACUGUGGCAGCAGCAGAAGGCAUAGAAGUUAGCUCCAGAUGGUUCUGAGGAAAGAGAAAGGUUUCUUAAGGCAGAGUUGAGGCAGCCAGAAGCAGGCAUUCGCUGUGCUGUACCGUUCUGGCGAGGUUAGAACUUGGCUGUUCUGCUGGGGGCCAGGAGCAGGUUUGCCCCCUGGGAGCACACUAAUGGAUGGCUUCAUCUCCAAGGAAAACAGUGUCCCCCAAACAUGUUUUUCAGUCCACACCGUAUUCCUCACCUUCCCCUCCAGGAUUGAACCAAAGAUGCGUUUCCCGUUUUGUGACUGUGCCGCCCUGUGUGUCUUUUGUGGAACCCAGUGUUGUCUGAUCAUGUCCAGCUAGCACUUGAUGGAGGACUGCCUCUCUGUGGAUCCUGGGCCCUGGUACUUAGCAGGGGACGAUGAGUACCAUUGUCAGGAGGGGAAGACUUGGCACAAAUUGAACCACAGCUAGUUUAGGAGAUGGGUUUAUGGAACGGCCCAGAAUCUUUGGUGUUUGACAAUUUCAGAUGUGAUCAGAGACCUUAGCUAUAGCCAUGAAGCCGGUUUCAUCAUCUUGGUCCAUUGAUUCUCAAGUGGACAAAUUUCCGGGAAAUCACAAAGCCAGCCUUUGCCAGUGAGGAUGAGACAAAGCACCAACCGUCUCUCAUUUACUAUUGGUGGCUUCCUUUGGCCUCUCACAGCUCUGACUGGAUAAGACGAGAACACACAUUUGGCUGGCCCUGGAAUAAAGAUGCUCUCCUUUUGGGUGAUUUUGGUAAGACCUGGACUACUUAAACCCUAAGGAGGAAAUGACCCCUCCUGAGGACCCAUUAAGAGGAGGCCAGUCCUUUCUCCCAGCAGUCUGUGGUGUUCUUCAGCAUGACUUCAGUCCAGCUUCCAGGACUUACCACUGAAAAUAGAACUCUUUAAGCAGAGAGAAGAAUCAUCUACAGACUCCCUACUUGAUGUGAUAUGUUUGGGGUUUGAUGGGUGAUAACUGCCAGAUGCAGGCACGUGGCUCUGCGAGCCGGUAGGAUGUGUACCUGUGUGCUGUGCCUGCCCCCUUUCCUUUUCUUGUAGCCCCUUAUGUCUUUUUCUGGCUGUUUGCUUUUCUCACGCGUAUACAUGCCUAUGUUGGUGUUAGCUCACGGAGAAAGGGUUUCUCAUUCUUCGGACGCAUCGCAAACAGCGUCGGUUGUAGGGCUCGCUGCCUGAGUUGCCACUGGUAACUUGGACUCCGAACUCAGGUGGGUAGUGAACCUGUUGAGAGCAGGAAGGAAGACAAGCUGUGUUUUGGGGUGCACAUAAACACCUGACAGACAAGUCUUUGGAAACCGAGUGAAAGAAGAAAUGUUAAAUUCCUUGUUGUUUUAUGGUAUUUAUACGGAAAACUUGACUAUCCUUUUGUUACGUGCAGAGUGUAUUGUCUGACCCAUAACUGUCCUUCAUAAAUGAGUCCUUGCCUGUGAUUCUAGUCAGCCUGUGGCUACUGAUGGGAAUGGCCGGCCUGUCGUCAUGUGAAGUCCAGGAGGAAGAGUCUAUUUUAGUCGUACGGUUUGGUCAUAAGUAAGGACUAUAUUUAUGUCACCACUAUUGAAUAUAUGUACUUUUAUAAUGGCUGUGAAAUACACGUUUUCCUCACUAUG
This is a messenger RNA of Rattus norvegicus (Norway rat), 5433 nucleotides long. RefSeq names its product hormonally upregulated Neu-associated kinase (gene Hunk). The record is from RefSeq and is marked validated. The transcript is spliced from 12 exons. NCBI's taxonomy places the organism in Eukaryota, Metazoa, Chordata, Mammalia, Rodentia, Muridae. The coding region runs from base 530 to 2674 and encodes 714 amino acids. Gene Ontology annotation, molecular function: nucleotide binding; transferase activity; kinase activity.